AUGUUGUUCAGUCGGCGUUUGUCACCCACAUCGGCGAUUCUGCUCCUCAGCAAUGUCCUCAAUUUCGCUGAGGCUGGCGCCUUUCCUCGCCAAACACAGGAACAUAUCGCCCUACGCACGCUAGACGUUAGAAACUGGCCACUGGCCACGCCGGCGCCAUGGCUCGGCAUGAUGAGGAGGCAGGACGAUAGCAGUACCAACACCGUCUGCGGCUACCUCGGUGGUGACCCGAACCUUCCUGCGACAUGCUCUGCCGGAUCUCAUUGCGCCAUGGACGCUUCUGCCUCCGCCGUCGGCUGCUGCCCGAACGGGGCCGCCUGCACGACGGGCGUGUACACCAGCUGCGUUGAUAAUAACAGCCCCACUCAGACGGUAUCGAAUCCGUACAUCUUCACAUGCCAGGGAGACAACGUGUGCUACCGCAAUGCCUACGAGGGCGGCGCCUACCAGUAUGGAUGCGGCACGGCAAGCCAGGGCACGUCUGUGUUCGCCACUGCUUCGGGACUUAGCACGACGGUUGCCAUCACUCGCAUCUCGGGUCUCGUGACGAUUGAAGCGACUUCGUCGUCGACCAGCUCCUCCUCCAGCAGCAGCAGCUCAUCCACCUCGUCCUCGACGAGUUCCACAACGAGCUCGACGUCAUCGACAACUAGAUCGAGGUCGUCGACUUCGACGACAAGAUCAGCGACGACUACCCAGUCCCAACCACCGACCUCCAGCGCCGCUGCCCCGCCGCCUGGCGCAGCUGAGGCAGCACUGCGACGACAUGGCGGCGUCAUUGGCGGAGCCAUUGCCGGUGCCGCGAUUUUCGUCGCCAUUGUCUCGGUGGCUCUCUGGAUGCUCAAGCGCAAGCGUGGAAACCGGCGGCGCGGUCCUGGCCUUGGCAAGGGAACCUCGUACAUCCCGCAGACCAACCCGAAGGACUUCACUCCCGUGCCGGGCGGCGAGGUCAUGUUUGAUCAGGCAGGCUAUGGCCAUCCGGCCAUGAUGCCCGGCGCUCAUGGCACGACCACCUCCAUCUCGGGAGGCAGGUCAGCCAACUCGCCGCCGUCCUCUACUCCUGGGGGCUACAAUCCUGCCAGCGGAGCUUCCGCAUCGGGCGCUUCCCGGUCUAUCUGCGAAGACAUGCCGCUGACUCACCAGAGCGAGAUGGAAGAGUUCUCACGAGGCUACAACGACGCUGUCACCCCCGCUGGACACGACGAUCACCGCGCCGUCAGCUCGGGAGGCAACAGCAGCGCGAAUCCCUACGGCGCCGGCGCCGGGGCGUCCUCCGGGCAGCAGUCUGACGUGGCGGAUGAGAGGCCAUUGUGGCAGCAGAACCGGAGGCAGAGCCGGAAUUUGAUGUGGAUGUAA
Colletotrichum higginsianum IMI 349063 is the source of this 1356-nucleotide messenger RNA. RefSeq lists its product as uncharacterized. The record is from RefSeq and is a predicted model, not a curated record. NCBI's taxonomy places the organism in Eukaryota, Fungi, Ascomycota, Sordariomycetes, Glomerellales, Glomerellaceae. The transcript is spliced from 2 exons. The coding region runs from base 1 to 1356 and encodes 451 amino acids.